CUCUCACGGCAUAGACGCGUGUGUGGCGCUCCGAGCGUUUUUCAAUAGCCGAUCAUCGGUUUGAAAUAAUAAUAAAUAUAGAAAUAUUCGAUUUAAUGAAAAACGUAAAGGAGGAUAAAAGGAGAGCCAUCGACGGAUCGGAACGCCCGCGUACCACGCCGGAAUUUCAAUAGUUUUUUCUUCAUCGGUAACCAUCGAUCGAUCGUUUUGUAUAUUGAGUUACGAAAGAAACGAAAAUAAUCAAACUUCGAGUCCUGGACCACCGGUGACGUGAGCUUGGAGCUUGCAAGGAGAAAACAAGGGAAACAGUUCAAUAAAAUUAGGCCGGGAGAGUAUCAUUCAACAUAAUAUCUGUGAAUGACGUGAGAGAAAGUCCUGCCUCGAGGACUCGAGAAUAAAAAAGCACACCGAGGACUCGGGUUUCCAGUGGCCACGAGACCGCAAGGAGCGUGUAUGCUGAGGCAUCCGACAAUCAAGGGCCCGUCAACGACCGGUUGGGAGGUCCUUAUGGUAGCUGAAGAUUCGACGAGAGGCAUCAAGUGCAAGAAUCAAGAGCUCAAGGGCUGGCCCCGUCGUUGGAGUCACACGUCGGCAAGCAACAGUUAUAUUUAGAAAAGCGAAGAUUAGCCGACAUAUAAUAUAAUGUCGGAGAGGAAGAAAAACUUGCUAAGUGAAAAAAGCACGAGGGCGACUUCGACGAGUUCGGGGCCAUCGGAACUGACGAAAUUGGAAUCGAUCGCCGGUGGAACGAUCGGCAAGCAUAACACGGGGGUAUGUGUCACUUUGCCCAAUCACUGUAACAACAAUUGCAACAAUAAUAACAACAACAACAAUAACAUCAGUACGAAUCAGAACAAUAGUUUGACGAGCCCAACGAGAAAGGAGGGUCUGUACGCGAAGAAGGGAGAAAGUAAUCAGAGACCGAGCAUAUACGCGAGCAGAGAUCACGGGAUAUCGAGAAGGGACAACGAUUCGUUUAAUUCGAUAACGAACGAGGCUAGAGACCAGCUGAAGAGGGGACCGGCGCCGAUCGUCGUUUGGCAAAAUGGAAGCCCAACCGUGUUCCCAAGCUCGCCGAUCAAAACACCCGAAACGAUGGAUUCGUCGUCACGAACGAAUCACGAAAACGAGGAAACGACGAGCAGAACAACAACGCUGUCGAAGAGUUCAGGAAUCGGGCAGGAUUACAUAAACACCGAGGAUCUGAGCAGUCUCGGGGACGAACGUUUGCUGCCAUCGACACCGGCCCUAACGAUCGAUCGCAGUGUCGAAUCUCUCUCAGCCGAUAAGGAAACUUAUCUCGACACGAGCCCCGAGCCCUUGUCCAUACGCUGCAAGGAUCUCAGCCUCGGAGAUGAUCUACGAGAUCGCAUCGAGCUCUUGAGUCCUGGAACGGAUUGCACCGAGGAUCGCAUACCGGCAACCCCCGCUGACAGUUAUCUGACAUCGCCGAACUUGACGGUCGGCCCAAGUCCGACCGGCAAGAGUUAUACGACCAUCGACAAAUCAUCGAUCGACUCAACGAGGCCACUGAGCUCCGAAAAAACCCACGGCAUUCUGGUACACCGGAAAUAUAACGAGCCCGAAACAACCAUUACCUCAAAUUACAAUUACAACGAUAAUCAUCCUUGCGAGGUCAGAUACAAAGAUUCGAUAGAUGGCUCGGAGAGCGUGCUCAAUGGAUACGCCGCCGGUGACGACGUCGAGGAAAACGAGGAAGACGUCAGACUCCCGAACGGAAGAAAAAAACCUAAAAUUCCUGACGGUGGAUGGGGCUGGAUGGUCGUACUCGCCUCCCUCGUUAUAUCGAUGAUCGCCGACGGUGUCUCAUUCAGCUUUGGUCUUUUGUACAUAGAAUUUCUGCAGGCGUUUGGCGCAUCCAAGUCAAAAACCGCGUGGAUCGGCUCGUUGUUCAUGGCUGUACCGCUCCUCUCGGGUCCGGUUAUGUCCGCGCUGGUUGAUCGCUACGGUUGUCGAAACAUGACUAUUUUAGGUGGUCUCGUUUCGGGACUUGGCUUCGUACUUAGCUCGUUCAGCAAUAGCAUCGAGGUAAUGUACCUGACCUUUGGUGUCAUUGCGGGACUCGGUCUGGGUCUGUGUUACGUAACUGCCGUCGUGAGCAUAGCAUACUGGUUCGACAAGAAGAGAACUCUAGCUGUAGGUUUAGGAGCAUGCGGUACAGGCGUUGGAACGUUUCUUUACGCUCCAAUGACGACCUUCUUCAUAAACGAAUACGGCUGGCGCGGCACCUGCUUACUGCUGGCUGGCACCUUCUUCAAUCUCAUCGUUUGCGGCACCGUCAUGAGAGAUCCCGAAUGGUGGGUUCUUGAACAAGAGAAACAGGCACUCGGAUCACCGAGGAAAUCCAUGGCGAGAUCCGAAGGCGGAAGAUCCUCGACCAGUCAGUUGGAAGAGUUUCCUGGCGUCGAGGAACUUAGGAGAUUACUCAAGAGUGGAAAAGCACCGGAAUAUUUGUUACAGAGUCUCAGAACUAGCACCGAAGCUCCGAGCAACGGCGAGGGUGGUACAACUUUCAGAAGCGUCGUCAAUUUACCAACCUUCGUCAGACAGAGCGAAAAAGUUCCUCUGGAAGUUCUAGAAUCACUCUCGGGCAAUUCGAGAUUGUAUAACGUCAUUUUGGAGAAUUAUCCGAGUCUUCUUUUAUGCAGAAGUAUUUCGGAUAAAAACCUCGAUGACUCAACACCAGAAGUAUGCAACAAUAAGAGCGGCGUUACAAUGUCCAUGAGGAUCAAGCAAGCUACGGAUCAAGCAAAGCAGCCUAUGAUGAUUGGAAAAGAUUCUCAUCCUGAUUCCCAUCAUGCAUCCACGAAAGUUCUCGCUACUCGUAGAAUGUCGAAGAAGGAUCUCGAGCAGAUCAACCCACUUCUUGCAAAAGAAGUUGCCCAAGCUGUUGCCGAAGCUGAAAAAAUCAAAACUCAUUCGAGGCACCAUCUCCCGGGCAUCGGAGUUGGAGUCGUGAGGACUGAUUCGCUUCCAUGGCUCAGACGACAAUUCAAUACGAAUACUCACUAUUUCAAGGAUAUUAGAGUUCAUAGAAAUUCGGUGAUGUACCGGGGUGCAGUUUUGAAUCUUCACAAGUACAGAUUACGAGCGAGCAGCUGUCCUGAUAUUUACAGGAACAGCAUGACUACUUUGGCAAAGGAAAAUGAAGAGAAAUGGUAUAGCGAAUUGGUGGAUUUGCUGGAGGGCAUGAUGGACUUUUCGAUGUUUCUUGAACUUCAUUUUCUCCUGUUAUCGUUAUCGACGAUUCUCUUAUUCACCUGGUUCAUCGUGCCUUACUUCUAUCUUGCCGAACACCUUACCCGCAACGGUUAUUCCGAGUCCGACGGGGCUAAUUUGCUAAGCAUCAUCGGCAUUACAAACACGAUUGGAAUGAUCGGUCUCGGUUGGGCAGGUGAUCAGCCCUGGAUGAAUGUCAGCAAGACGUACACGUGGUGUUUGAUAGCAUGUGGUAUAGCGACGAUUCUGAUGUCGAUAUUUACGCAUCAUUACGUGCUGCUAAUGAUAACGUCAGCCGCGUUUGGGUUAUUUUUCGCGAGUAAUUUUAGUUUUACGCCGGUAAUACUAGUCGAGCUUAUACCAUUGGAAAGAUUUACAACGGCGUACGGUUUGAGUCUGCUGUGUCAGGGUAUAGGAAAUUUGUUGGGUCCGCCAUUGGCUGGUUGGUUAUUUGACGUGACGGGCUCAUGGGAGUUGUCGUUUUUGAUGGCCGGUGGUUGGAUAAUACUGUCGGGUUUGUUAAUGGGUAUUAUACCGUACACGAAGAAUCGUAAGAUCUGGGGAUCGGGUCCUGUCGAAAUGGAACGAGAUAGAGACUGCAUGGCGUAGAUUUUUAUGAGAUUUCAACUCACUCAGUUAUAGUCUUAUUCGUAUAUAGCAAUGUAAAGAGGGGAGAGAAAAAACGAAUAACCAGGUAAAUUUGCGAUCCGAAUGAUUCUGUACCAUAAGUGUGUUAUUUUUAUUCGGUCGAAAUUUACACGGGAUUGAAACGAGAGUAUCAGAGAAUUCGUUGAACAUUCUCUCACUCGAAUUUCGUUCGAUGAUACGUUAUUGCUGUUAAGUUUCAAUUCGAUCAAUAUUUUCACGUUAUUUCUAGCCAAGCCGCUAGAAUCUCUUAGAAGAAAACAAAUAAUAAUGAAUGUAUAUUAGCAAGUGAAAUUGUACAGUUUGAAUUUGGAGGAAAUUAUAUACUUGCCAGCGUCCAGGAUUCAUGUUGUAAUUAAUUAAAAAUAUUGAAUUAUGUCGCGUUAUGAUCUCUCCGGGAGCCUUCGUUUCCUUCGAGGCUUCUUGCGUUUGCCAUGGAAUUAUGUAAUAAUAUCAAGGAAUUCAUUUGAUUUAUUGGAACAUAGCACGAGAGUUGCGUGAAAAUAUAAGUGAAAUUGGUGCUACUUUAAUAACAUGCUUCUUGACGGUAGUGUCGUUGAAUUUUAUCGCUGAUGCCCUCUGUAUUGAUUCUGGCCAUUAAAAACUCUGUUCAAACCACGAAAUUUACAUUUCGGUGGAAAAUUUGAAAGUUUGUUUUUUCUUCACAACAUUUUCGAUCGUUUUCGGCACGAUUGUCGUGGAAUAAAACGUCUAUAAAUGAGUCGCAAUAAUUCACCGUAUUGAAGUUUCGUUAAAAAACGUACUUGAAAAUAUAUAUAUUUUUUUUCAAAUAGCAAAACCAGUAUCCCGUACAGUUUCCUCCACUUAGAUUCAUAAUUAUAAAUUUCGAAAUUAGUAUUUAUUCAUCUUUCGUGCAAUAAAAAAAGAAAUGUUUUUCAUCUCGAAUAAAGGGCGUUGGUGUUAAAAUUCUUUGAUACUCUUAUAUAAAGGACCACCUUGUUGAACGAAGAGUCGAUCGAAAAGAUGUAGCUGUACUACAUACGCUUAUUAUGUUUUACGAACAAUGAGAAUAAAUUUAUUCAUCGAACUGUCCGUACAUACGUAUUACAUAAAUGAAAUAUAUUUACAAGGAAUAAAAACAAAAAAUAAGGAUAAGAGAACGAAAACAAUCCUGUCGUCAAAGCGGAUCGUAGACAAUCCGUGAGCGCGUUUAACGCAAUGCAUUUUUUGGAGGUUCAAUUUUUUCGCGUCGAUUGAUAGAAUAGAAACUCAAUGACCCAAGAAAACAAACAAACAACAACAAACUAUGAAAAUAAAUUGAGCAAAACGAAUAAAAAAUAAAAAAUAAAUAAAAAAAAAAGAAAAUUAAAAAAAUGACGAGAAUUUUGGAAGUUUUACAACCGACCGUAUGCCUUCAAUUAACCAAGAAACUAGAAAUAACGAAAAAGAAGGAUUAGAAAAGGGAGAACUGUAAAGAAUUUUAGUCAAUACAAUAUAAACUCGAUAGCUAGUAUCGUAUGUCCAAUGUGUAAACUUUCAAAGUUGGAAUUAUUAUAUAUAUAUAUUAUAUAUGUAUAUAUAUACAUAUACUGAUGGUAUAUAUACAAGUCGGAUCUGUGAUGAACGUCGACUCUGAACACUUGAGACUGCCAAGUCCUAGUAUACUGGGCCUAUAUGUAGUUCAAUAAUUAAACAAAAAGAAAACCCAGCCAUAGAAAAAAUAAAAAAAUUAUGUGAAGAAAAAAAAGGAAAAAUUAGUCGAGCAAUGAAUUGCACUAUCUCGCGAGAAUUUUCUGAAAAUUUAUCGCUCGGACGACUCAAUUGGUGGUAAACUAAAAAUGUUGGCAAUUUAUGAUAUGAUCCAGGACACUCCAAGUGGAAUAUCAAUAUUUUUUAACUCAAUAAUAAAAACGAUAUCGUAGUGUAACAACAACAAUUUUAUUACACAAAAGUGUAACGAGCAAGUAUAUUUUUGCUGGAAGUCCCAAACAUUGGUCACCGACUCAUAAACCUGAUCGAAUGAAAUUGUAGUUGUUCAGUGAUUAUUUUCAUGCGUCGCAACGUUCACAGUCAUCCCCUCGCCAGGACUAAACGAAAAAUGAUGAUAUCGCGGAGUAACAAAGUGGCGAGUAAUAAACGCAGUGGUCGAUUCUUGACUGUGAAUAAACUUUCGGACCAACGAAUAUGUUCGUUCGAAAGUUAAUGGAAUGACUUUUUUAUAUAUCUUCUUUACUUAAUUAGUAAUUCGUAAGAAACUUUUUUUACUUACGGAGCUGACAAUUUUCAAGAGGGAAUUAAUGAAUUGUUGAUUCUCCCACUAGCUAUGAUUGGUCACGAAAUUUCAGAAUGGAGAGGCCGACUGAGGCCGACUAUUCGAAAAAUAAUAAAGCAAAGAGAUGUUCUAUUGUGAAAAUUGAAAACUCAUUCGUUAUCUCAGAUAAGAGGGAUCUUCGCAGGUUCUUCUGUCGAACGAAUUGAUCGAUUCAUCAUUAAAUUCUAUUAGAAAUAUAUACACCUAUUAUAUUUGAUGUAAUAUCCUGCAUCGGAAAAUAAAAAAAAAAACAAACAAA
This is a messenger RNA of Venturia canescens, 6416 nucleotides long. RefSeq lists its product as uncharacterized. The coding region runs from base 643 to 3849 and encodes 1068 amino acids. Gene Ontology annotation, cellular component: membrane. The transcript is spliced from 7 exons. NCBI's taxonomy places the organism in Eukaryota, Metazoa, Arthropoda, Insecta, Hymenoptera, Ichneumonidae. Gene Ontology annotation, molecular function: monocarboxylic acid transmembrane transporter activity. The record is from RefSeq and is a predicted model, not a curated record. Gene Ontology annotation, biological process: transmembrane transport.